AUGGAGGUUACACCGCGACCAAGCCUGUCAUAUCCUAGCACACCCUCUUCCAAGGAUGUGCCAUACACCCCGCACAAAUCCUCGCCUCUGGCUGAACUCUCGCCCACCUCGUCCCCUGUCUCCGCCGCCCAGGCUCGACGGCGUUCUCAGUACAAGUCGACAGCCCCAUCGUCGUCACACAGUCGAACGGCAGGGAGCUCUUCGCACGCUUACAAAACACGCGCCUCUAGCGUCCGGACACGUCUUUUUGUUUCCGGAAUAGAGGUCGAGGAGGAACCCCAGCGGAACACGCUCCUGCGCGAGCGUUUCAAGGCGCGCUAUAUUGAGCGGGCCGUCCGCGCGCGUGAGCAGAAAAUCAAGCAGGGUCGUAACUGGGGUACUGGGUCAAGCAGUGAUGGCGACGCGGACGGAGAUACCGAAAUGGAGGAGGGGGAGGAGGAAGACGAGGAUUUCAUGCUAAAUGACGAGCUUUUCCGGCGGAUUAUGGCGAGCGCGAAGCGGAAGGAGCGACACCAGUACCGUGUUUCGUACCAGCUCGACGUGGGCUCGUCACUCGAUCCGGACAUGGAGGAUGUCGAAGAAUGGGAACGCGAGCUCAUCGGAGCGGGUGCUGACAUCGACCUCGAACCCCCAGACUUCGACGACGACGACGAGGCAACCGCGCUGGCUGCUUACGCCGAGGAAUGUGACUUGCUGGAAGGGCUGGAUGCCCACGCGGACGAGAUUUUUAGCCUGAGCGAUCUAGACGAUAUCGAUCUUGGCCCACAGGCACCAGGAGUCGUCCGCGGGGAAAGCGUUGAUGUGGACAUGAGCUAG
Messenger RNA from Heterobasidion irregulare TC 32-1, 816 nucleotides. RefSeq lists its product as uncharacterized. The record is from RefSeq and is a predicted model, not a curated record. Bases 1 to 816 code for a protein of 271 amino acids. NCBI's taxonomy places the organism in Eukaryota, Fungi, Basidiomycota, Agaricomycetes, Russulales, Bondarzewiaceae. The transcript has 3 exons.